AUGAUUCCCGAGCCCCGUGUCCCGAAUAUCACUGCCGUCGAGCUCGACGCCGCCCAGGUCCCCCAGGCCAUGCGCGACCACUGCUCCGACCUCCUGGUCAACCUGAUCCGCUGCCGCCGGACCGUCUCCUACCUGCCCUGGAAGUGCACCGAGGAGCGCAACCAGUACGAGGGGUGCCAGCUGGACGACUACAACCGUCGCCGCAUGAUCGCCCUGGCCAUGAAGGAGGAGGAGUAA
Fonticula alba is the source of this 237-nucleotide messenger RNA. RefSeq lists its product as hypothetical. Gene Ontology annotation, cellular component: mitochondrion. Bases 1 to 237 code for a protein of 78 amino acids. Lineage: Eukaryota; Rotosphaerida; Fonticulaceae. The transcript has 3 exons. The record is from RefSeq and is a predicted model, not a curated record.